Molecule: messenger RNA, 2592 nt
Organism: Rhipicephalus sanguineus (brown dog tick)
Lineage: Eukaryota; Metazoa; Arthropoda; Arachnida; Ixodida; Ixodidae
Product: atlastin-1
Exons: 16
Coding region: 340-2553 (737 amino acids)
Biological process (GO): protein homooligomerization; endoplasmic reticulum organization
Molecular function (GO): GTP binding; GTPase activity
Source: RefSeq, a predicted model, not a curated record
UUUUCGCCGUCUGCCUCUACGAUUCCUGUUUCGCGCCACUGAGACGCUGAAUGUGAGAGCAGCGCGUGACAAACUCCGCGACGAAACCGCCGGCAAGCGAAAACACGCGAGGCUGAUUUUCGAUGCAGGACACCGCAAAAUUGUCGAACUGAAACGCACGAGACCUUGAGCGAUAGAUCACGACAGUAUACGGUUUCUGAGAGGGAGCACCGGAUGCUUUCGGUUGGAGUUAGAAGGUCACCGAACCCGCCUCAAGCCGCGCCGAACGAGGCACACUUUGUUUCGUGACGGCCCAGUAUCAUACACUUUAGUGCGUGCGCUUGGAGACCACUUAAGUUCAUGUUACAAGUGAACCUCGGCCUAAGGAGUACAAGUCUGCCGUAUUUCGGUAAGGGCGCCGUCAUGUCGGACCGAGUUGACAGCGGUCAGCCGCUGAACAUCCUCAACGUGGACGGUCGCAGCCUGGAGCUGGACGAGCACGGCCUGGCGCGCCUCCUACUGGACGAACGCGUGAAGGACAAGCCCGUGGUGGUGAUUGCGGUGGCCGGGGCCUUCCGCAAGGGCAAGUCCUUUCUGCUAUGUUUCUUGAUCCGCUACCUGAGAAGCGAGGGACGGGCGGAGUGGCUCGGCGACCCGAACGCUCCGCUGGAGGGCUUCGGUUGGCGAGGAGGCAGCGAGCGUCACACUACGGGCAUCCUGAUGUGGAACGAGGUUUUCCUGGUAAAGACAUCUCAGGGGAAUGAGCUGGCAGUGUUACUGAUGGACACCCAAGGGACCUUCGACUGCGAGUCAGCGAGUGUAGUACAUGCCUCUAUAUUUGCACUCAGUGCCAUGAUAAGCUCCGUGCUCGUUUACAACGUCUCCCAAAACAUCCAGCAAAACGACCUCCAGCAUCUGAAAGAUUUCAUCGAAUACGGCAUGAUGACGAUGUCUGAGCAGCAGCAGCAGCAGCAGCCCACAACGGCAGAGGUGGGUUCUACGCGGCCCUUCCAGAGCUUGAUGUUUCUGGUGCGCGACUGGCAAUUUGAGAUGCCGUACGGCUUGGCGGGUGGUCAACAACUCUUGGAAAAGCGCCUCAAGGGCCCACCAAAUCAAGACAGGGAACUGCGGCAGCUGCGGAGGAAACUAUCCAAGUGCUUCAGGAAGAUGCACUGCUUUCUCAUGCCUCACCCUGGCUUAACGGUGGCGCAGGAGGGGUUUGACGGCCGCCUCUCGGACAUUGGCGAGACAUUCAAGCUGCAUCUUUCUGAAUUUGUCCGGCUGUUAUUGGAGCCAGACAAUCUGCAGCCAAAAAAAAUCAACGGACGAGAAAUAACGUGCCUGGAGCUGUUGUCUUACAUCAAGGUUUACGUGGGCGCAACCAAGAGAGGCCUGCUUGACGAUCCGUCACAAAUGCUAGAGGCGACCCAUGCGGGAAGUUGCCGCGCAGCCAUGGACAAAUCUCUAGACUUCUACACAACCAGUAUGCUAUCACUGUGGCAGAACUCCCCUGACGACGACGCCGACCGCGAAACCAUGCGGCGUUACCACAAUGAACUUCGUAAAGUGGCAGUUGAGCAGUACUCGGCAGCACCAAAGAUGGGCGGAGAGUUGCCGGCACAGCUGUACUUGCACAAACUCAAAGAGAAAAUGGACGUUACUUUCGACGUUUACUGCGAGUAUCUGAAAGAAAAAAAGAAGACAUUCGUCAACGCCGCAGUCUUCAAGCACGUGGCAUUUAAAGUUGCCCACGGAUUCCUCACCACCGGUCUGGCGGCUGCUGCCAUCGCUUUGGCCGUGGUGGAGCUGCCCGUUGUGGCCAUCGCACUCGGAGCCUUUGGAGCAGCGUCCCUGUCCGGGCACUUAGUCCAAGUGAUUGUGGAAAUGGAGCUUGCCAAACGCAAGAGAAAGGAGAGGCAUGAGAACUCAAAGGCGGCUGCGGAAGCAGCCAAACGCAGGGGCUUUGGUGGCGCUGACAUCGAGGAAUUUGACGACGAGGUACCGCUGUUUGCUGCCGAAGACGACACUGGCAGCGUGCUGUCCUUGGAACUAGCCGAGUCCGCGGCGACAUCGCCUGAACCACCUGUUACAGUUACCGAUGGAGCGGAAACGACACGGGGUAACCGUUCAUCGACGGCUGCAGGAGCCUCAAACGGGAGAGAUGGCUCGGACGACUGCAUACCACUUCUUCAUGCCUCAGACGACACGGACAGCGUGCAGUCCGCGGAUUUCCCCGACUUUGAAAGAGUGUCACUCGGCCCAUCUGUUAUGGUUUGCGACGAUACGGCAGCGACCGAAGCGACAAACGCAAUGGCGUUUGCUCGGGCUAUUAAACAUUACAGUGACGGAAUGCAACAGGUGUGCGGCGAUUCAAUUCCCCGCCUCAGCGAGGAGGACCUGCAAAAAUACCACGACCUACUUCAAGUGUAUGCCCACGAGAUCUUAAUGAGAGGCUGCUCUUCCGCCGGCAAAAGAGUGCUACCACAUUUUGUUGAUAGGCUCACGAAUGAGAUCGAGGAGCAGUUGAAGAACUUCGUAAACCAGAACCGAGAAAAAACGACCGUGAUGACUUAGACUCAAUGCCGUUCCGCGACCAAUCUGGAGGGCUCAGCG